Molecule: messenger RNA, 1546 nt
Organism: Suricata suricatta (meerkat)
Lineage: Eukaryota; Metazoa; Chordata; Mammalia; Carnivora; Herpestidae
Gene: NOP53
Product: NOP53 ribosome biogenesis factor
Exons: 9
Coding region: 19-1410 (463 amino acids)
Biological process (GO): rRNA processing; ribosomal large subunit assembly
Cellular component (GO): nucleolus
Molecular function (GO): 5S rRNA binding
Source: RefSeq, a predicted model, not a curated record
AGCGCUUCCUUUGCCAAGAUGGCGCCUGGAGGUAGUGGCGGCGGCGGUGGCGGCGGCGGCCCGCGCUCGAAAAACGAGGCUGACUCCGGCUUUCUGGGGCUGCGGCCUACGUCGGUGGACCCGGCUCUGCGGCGGCGGCGGCGAGGCCCACGAAAUAAAAAGAGAGGCUGGCGGCGGCUCGCUCAGGAGCCGCUGGGGCUGGAGGUUGACCAGUUCCUGGAGGACGUGCGGCUGCAGGAGCGCACGAGCGGUGGCUUGGUAUCCGAGGCCCCCGAUGAGAAACUCUUCUUCGUGGACACUGGCUCCAAGAAAAAAGAGCUGAACAAGAAGAGGACCAAAAGCCAGAAAAGGUCACUUCUCAAGAAACCCCUUCGUGUUGACCUCAUCCUAGAGAACACUUCCAAGGUCCCUGUCCCCAAAGAUGUCCUCGCCCACCAGGUCCCCAACGCCAGGAAGCUCAGACGGAAGGAGCAGCUAUGGGAGAAGCUGGCCAAGCAGGGCGAGCUGCCCCGGGAGGUGCGCAAGGCACAGGCCCGGCUUCGCAACCCUCCUGCCGUCAAAGCCAAGCCCGGGCCCCAAGACACCAUCGAGCGGCCUUUCUAUGAUCUCUGGGCCAAAGACAAUCCCCUGGACCAGCCCUUGGCCGGCCAGGAUGUCUUUUUCCUGGAGCAGACCAAGAAGAAAGGAGUGAAGGUGAGCCGUGGCAGCAGGGCGUCCUGGGCGGCUGGUUGGAGGAGGGCCAGGGUGACAGGAGCUGCCCCGCACAUAGGCCCCAGCACCUCGGUCCCGCUGUGGCCAGGACCACACACGCAGGGAUCCAGACCCGAUGCGAGAGCAGGCAGGCGGUCAGCAGGAGGGGCUCCGGGGCCACGAGUGAAGGUCGCUGGAAAGAGGCCUGUCCUGACAGGUUCACCAGGGGCGGCAGCUGUACCGAGGGGGAGGGGAGGGGGAGGGGCCAGCCCCGUGGAGGGAAGGUUUCCGGGGAGGCCCACCGCCGGCUCCGGGCUGACCGGCCCGGCCCUCCGGCAGCGGGUGCAGCAGGCCGCGGUGCGGGCCGCCCGGCUCCGGCACCAGGAGCUCUUCAGGCUGCGUGGGAUCAAGGCGCAGGUGGCCCGGCGCCUGGCGGAGCUGGCGCGGAGGCGGGAGCGGCGGAGGGCACGGAGACUGGCCGAGGCGGACAAGCCCCGCAGGCUGGGGCGGCUCAGGUACCAGGACCCCGACAUCGACGUGCAGCUCAGCUCGGAGCUCUCGGGCUCGCUGAGGACCCUGAAGCCCGAAGGCAACAUCCUCCGUGACCGGUUCAAGAGCUUCCAGAAGAGAAACAUGAUCGAGCCUCGGGAGAGAGCCAAGUUCAAGCGCAAGUACAAAGUGAAGCUCGUGGAGAGGCGGGCGUUCCGAGAGAUCCAGUGAGUGGCCCUCCCCUUGGCCAGACCCCGGAGAGGGCAGCCCCCCAGACGCACUUGAACUCGUGGUCGGGGCGCGGAGAGGCCCCAAAGGGAGAUGGAAGAGCCCAGACUAGAGUCGGGGGGUGUCGGGCGGGUGAGGC